This is a messenger RNA of Zasmidium cellare ATCC 36951, 1059 nucleotides long. RefSeq lists its product as uncharacterized. NCBI's taxonomy places the organism in Eukaryota, Fungi, Ascomycota, Dothideomycetes, Mycosphaerellales, Mycosphaerellaceae. Bases 1 to 1059 code for a protein of 352 amino acids. The record is from RefSeq and is a predicted model, not a curated record. The transcript has 2 exons.
AUGGCAAAUCUUUCCAACUGGCGCGUAUACCCACACAACCAAUGGAGCUUCAUCAACGUCGACAAAGUCCUCAAGACACGAACAAUCCAACGAUCCACAACACCUCACCCACUCCCCAGCGCCCCACUACCCUUGGAAACGUCCUUCCACAUCCGAGUCGACAACGACAUCCUCGACCUAUCAGCGUACAUAAAGACUUCCUCCACCGACGGCCUGAUCGUCCUGAAGCAAGGCAAGAUCGUCUACGAGAAAUACGCCAACGGAGGUUCCGCAACUUCAAAAAACAUCAUGAUGUCUGUGACCAAGUCCGUCAUGGGCCUCCUCGCGGGCAUCCUGGUGGAUCGCGGCGAGCUGGAUCCGGCCGAUUUGGUCACGAAGCACGUCCCAGAGGUAUCCCAAGCGUUUCGCAACGUCAUGAUUCGACAGUUGCUGGACAUGCGGUCGGGGGUGGUGUAUAACGAUAACGAUCCGGUGUAUCAGUAUGCUGCGGGUUGGAAACGGUACGAGGGGAAGCCUUUUCGGAACGUUCGAGAUUUCCUGUCGAAGUUUGGACCAGAGAGGGUGGAGGAUGAGCGCUUCGAGUUCACCGGUGUCAACACAGAGAUUUUGGGGUGGGUGAUGGAACGAGCCAUAGGCCACGGCAAGACCAUCGCCCAGCUGCUCCAAGAACUAUUCUGGCAACCGAUGGGCGCCGAAAGCGAUGCCCUGAUGACCAUCGACGAGAGCGGCAACACUCGCGCCGCGUCCGGAUUAUGCGCCACUCUCAGAGACAUCGCUCGCGUAGGCCAGCUGGUCGCCGAUGGAGGCAGGGGCAUCGUAUCUCGCGAGUGGUUGCGGGACAUGACCAAGGGCGACAAGGAGGCGUUCGCCAAGAGCAAGUGGCCGGAGCUCUGUAUGCUGUUUGUGGAUCCUGUGAAUGAUAUCGUGGUGGCGAGGUCGGGGUCGCAGUCGAAGCCGCUUGAUUAUGGGAAGAUCCACUUGACGUUCGUGGCGUGGAAGGAGAUUCGGCGGGUAUUGCUAUCUCAAAACUUGGGUGCUCCGAGAGAAUCAAGGCUUUAA